GCAGUGUUAAUGCCAUCAGUUUCUGUAGUUGUCGCAAAAGUACGGCAGAAUGACAUGUUAUUGUUAGCCAAAUGCCAAGCAAUUUUUCUUAAAUUUGGUAAAAAAAAUUUACAGAUCAAAAUUCCUCUAAAAACUUUCUAUGCAUUGAUAAAGUGUAAGUUCCCUGCAAGAAAUGGAGGGCUGUUCAAGAAAGCCGACCUUGCAGAGACGCAAAAAAAAUAAGCUUAAGUUGGCUUCUGCUUCUGUUCAACAGCUGCUGCAACAUGGAUCUGAAUCAGAUGGAUCUGCUGAUAGCAAUAGCGUUUCAGGAGACUCGCAGCAUAUAUCAAGAUCCUAUGACCAGCAUCAACCAGUCACAAAGAAAGGAGAAUGGGAAAUUCUUUCUGGCCUUAAGCAAGGUCAGAGGUUUGAGUUCACACCUGGGAAGUUUGAAGGCUUUCUCCACAAGAGACGCAAGUGGCCUCUCAAAGGAUGGCAUAAGAGGUAUUUUGUACUGGAGCAGAGCAUCCUAACCUACGCUAAGAAUGCAGCAGAUCUGGCCAGAGGCAAGAAGCAUGGCUCCAUGGACAUUGGUUUUUCUGUUAUCAGCACCAAGGCAUCCCGACGAAGAAUAGAUAUUGAUGCUGAUGCCAAUAUCCUCCAUAUAAGAUGUGAGUCGCAGGAAAACUACUUGCAAUGGGUGGAACAGCUGAAGCAGCACAGACUACGUAAGCAGCACCAGAUGCUCUACAGCGAGCAUCCUUCCCCCGGCUCUGGCGUUCCUGCUCUUCUGUCCCCAGCCUCCCCUUCUGAUGACUCCCCUACUGAGCCAGUGGGGGGUAUUCCAUGCCUGGGACCAAACUCCGCUGCCCUUCCUGGGUCAUUAACGGGCACCCUUGUCAGAAGUGAAGUUGGGGGUGGGACGCUGAGACCUUGGCUGCUGGAUGGAUCGUCUUUGGCGAGCUUGAGCUCUUAUUUCGCUGCUGCUGACAGAACCUUAAAUCAGCUCUGCAGCCUCCAUCAGAACCUCACCCUGCACCAUAACCAGCAGCCUGAGCCUGUUACUCCGUCCUCUACGAAAACACGCCGCAAAUUCCGUUUGCGCAAAAAGCAAAGCCAAAAGUCGGCGAGCAACAGCCUGAGUCAGGACCUCGCGCCGGCGGCAGGAGGGCAGGUCCCUCUCGUCCCCUCGCCCCUGACGGCCCCUGAGGCUUCCAUGAGGGGCUUGCAUUCCGCUCCUCCUCCCCUCCUGCACCAGCUGUCGCAGCCUGGGGACAGGUCGUCGACGCGCUCCGAGGACAUCACGCAGCAGCUCCUGUUGCAGCAAAGCUCAAUGGCUGGCGGCAACCUGAUCGAUUUGCGCCCGCUGAGCAACAGCAACCCCGCCCUGUCCCAGACGACGCCUAACCCCUCAUUCCCCAACCCUCCAAGUACCCCCCAGUUCUUCCCCCCAUCAGCCCCUCUUUCCACCCACUCCUCCGCCAACUCCACCAACUCCCGCCCGCCCAGCUGCUCGGACGGCGCCUCGAACCACUCGUAUUCCACCAACGUCACGGCGCUCGCAGGAGGCUUCUACCAAGCCAGCAACCAAUGCAACCAAACCGCCGUUGCCUCCACCACGACACUCAACUCGACCUCCUCAGCGGCUAACUUGCUUCACGGGGGGAGUCUGUAUCCCCCGGGGGGUUCUGGCCCGCCGUCCAUCUCCCUGGACGCCACCCACGCCCCGCUGCCCGGAGGGGGAGGAAGGGCAACCUCAGGGGAAGACUUCGCCGUGCUGGCUGGGCAGAUGCUGAGUCAGCUGCAGUCGCUGUACUCGAGCCUGUGCGCUGAGAGGGAGCAGCUACAGCGCGCGGUGGCGUCAGCAGCCGUGGGCGGUCAUAGCGACGCCGCCGCCGCCACCAUCGCCACCCUAACGCAGCACCUCAACGCGGCCAUUCUGCAAAACACAGAGCUGCGAAACAGACUUUCCCGGAUCUACGUUGAUGCGGACAUCUCGCUGCUGCCGGCGCCCACCGCGCCGCCCCCCGACGACCGCUCCCACGCGCCCCUGGCGCCCAGUCUGAGCUACGAGUCGAGCUCCUGCUUCAGCGCCUCUGAGUACUUCGACGCCCCUGAGGGCGCUGCCAGGGGCGAGGACGGCCGUGGCAGUGAUGGCAACAUCUCUGACUCUUCCAGUGACCGCUCGUCUCCCGCGUCUGGCACCACUAGUGACGCUAGUGACGCCGCCACUGAGGCGCUCAAUGAAAUGACGCUGCCACUGAGNCCAUCUGGACGCCGGCUGUCUGGUGGCCAUCUGGACGCCCGCUGUCUGGUGGCCAUCUGGACGCCCGCUGUCUGGUGGCCAUCUGGACGCCGGCUGUCUGGUGACCAUCUGGACGCCGGCUGUCUGGUGGCCAUCUGGGCGCCAGCUCGCGUAUGCGAGGAGCUGGAGUACAGCGAGCUGCUGGACAAGGCGGCAGGUCUGAAGGACCCGGCCGAGCGCAUGGUGCAGGUCGCGGCGUUCGCUGUGAGCGCAUACGCGUCCAGCAUACACAGGGCGGCGCACAAGCCCUUCAACCCCCUGCUGGGGGAGACCUACGAGUGCAUCAGGGAAGACAAGGGCUUCAAGUUCGUCGCAGAGCAGGUGAGCCACCACCCGCCAGUGGCUGCAUGUCACGUCACGGGCUCCAACUUCACGCUCUGGCAGGACGUCAGAAUCAAGACUAAAUUCUGGGGCAAGAGCCUCGAGUUCCAACCUUCUGGUACGGUGCACCUGACGUUCCACCAGCACGCAGACGUGUACGAGUGGAACAAAGUGACGUCGUGUGUACAUAACCUGUUCGGGGGCGGCGCGCGCUGGGUCGACCAGUACGGCGAGGCGGUCAUCACCAACGCUCCUGAGCACCUCACAUGCAGACUAAACUUCCUCAAGGCGAGCUCGUGGUCGUCAAAGCGGCACGAAGUGUACGGCACCAUCGUGGACGACACGACGGGCGCCGUCCUGCACAACCUCUUCGGCAAGUGGAGCGAGUCGCUGUACUGCGGACACGCGCCCUCCGCCAGGGUCGUGUGGCGUCCUGGGUCCAUGCCUGACAACAGCCACCUCUACUACGGCUUCACCAGAGCAUCACCCACAUCCCCAUGUGGUUCAGGUGACUGCACCACCCACAUCCCCAUGUGGUUCAGGCCGGAGGAGAGCAGCGGGGAGGAGGGCAACGAGGGCAAUGCUGACGGUGCGUGGAAGUUCAACGGCGAGUACUGGAACAAGCGCGGGGACCCCGGCUUCGCGAAUAUGUCGUUCGAGUCGAUCUUCGAGUGAUCUUCGCGCCCGGAUCUUCCGGAAGAACAGUCUUCCAAGAUCCGGAAUAUACCAGGAACAAUGCUCCGCGCUUCUGGCUUUGCACGACGGAAAGUUAUCCGCGUUUCUGCUUCAGCAAGAAGGAAAGUGAUCAGAGCGUCCGGGUCUGUUAAAAAGAAAGUAAAAUCACAGUAAUUUCGCUGAAAUCUGAUUACGAAUUCUGACAAUUCCACAUUGAUAUAAAUGUUAUUUAUCUGAUUGAUGUUUUGGUAAAAAUUAGAGAAAAAAAUGUACCUGCGGCUCGAUGAGAUCAACUGUUCAUGGAAUACAUUGGCAUCCAUUCGAUGCUUGUGACAAUCGAUGUUCAUAACACUGAAACCGCACUUGGUUUGUAUAGAGGGGUGAAAUCAUCAACAUAUGUAUAUGCAUAUUAUUAAAAUUUAUAUUUUACAUUGUUACAGUGACGGUCUGAUAUCGCUCUGCGACGGAUUCAAUUCUUCGUGAUAAUUUAAUGUUUACUGAGAUGUCUCAACAGACCAAGUCUGCUUGUCGUUCCUCAGUCAGAGAAAACAGCAUCUGCUGUUCUCAAAUCCACGAAAGUAUUAAGGUACAUGCAGUUACUGCCCGUGUUGAAGUUGUUGCGUUGUUCAAUUUUAUAGUCUUUUUGAGAAAUAGUGCGCUAAGCGAGACGUUAGCUCCUCUUUUCGUUGUUUUCGUGGUCGUUGUCGUGUCGCUGUGGAAAUAAUGAACUCGUGCAUGUGUUGUUAUUAUGCCUUUAACAGGCUGCAUUGCAGUCAUGGAGGAGUUAGGGUACGCACACAGUGAAAGCAGGUUGCC
Molecule: messenger RNA, 4096 nt
Organism: Hyalella azteca
Lineage: Eukaryota; Metazoa; Arthropoda; Malacostraca; Amphipoda; Hyalellidae
Product: oxysterol-binding protein-related protein 3
Exons: 19
Coding region: 173-3280 (1035 amino acids)
Cellular component (GO): plasma membrane; perinuclear endoplasmic reticulum; cytosol
Molecular function (GO): cholesterol binding
Source: RefSeq, a predicted model, not a curated record